Tetranychus urticae (two-spotted spider mite) is the source of this 2183-nucleotide messenger RNA. Its product is annotated as sialin-like. Gene Ontology annotation, cellular component: membrane. The record is from RefSeq and is a predicted model, not a curated record. Gene Ontology annotation, molecular function: transmembrane transporter activity. Gene Ontology annotation, biological process: transmembrane transport; monoatomic anion transport. Lineage: Eukaryota; Metazoa; Arthropoda; Arachnida; Trombidiformes; Tetranychidae.
AGCAUGACUUGAACAAAUUGAACUACCUUCUAAAAUAGUUAAUUAAUUAACAACCUUAAAAAUAUUUACAAAAAAAUCCUUUCGAUUGAAUUGGAUUGACAAGACAUUCAAGAGAAAUGGCAAUUCUUAAAGAACUAACAGUCAACUCGUUAAUUCAGUUGAUAGACUGAUUUGCCAAUGACUAGUCUUGGUACUAAACAAUACAAAAGAUGAAAUGAGAAAGCUUAAUCUUUUGUUCCAUGUUAAUUGUGAUUGGAAACCGAAACCGUUGAACAAAAUUAUCUUCAAGGGCAGUAAUCUUUAAAUAUAAUAAUAUCCAUCGAUUGAAAUUGAAGUUGAUCAACAGUUUGAUCAUUUUUUGCUGAAUCAUAUAAAAUGUAGUUAGUGAUGCAACAAACCAACUAUUAAUUGAUCCACAACUGGGUGGAAAUAUGAAGUAGAGCCAAGUUAAAAUUUCAAUUCCAAAACAUUGGGUGACAAUGAAAUCGCCUAACCAAUAGUUGGUGGAAAACUAGAAAAAUUACUCCAAACGUUUGAAAACGCAUUGUUUCAGUGGUCCAUUGUUAAUCCAUCCAAGUUUCUAUAUUUAGAUUAAUCAUGGUUAAUCCAUCAAGUGAUAAUCGAUGGUCAGAGAUGAUGGCCAAAAUGAAUGAGAAACCAUUGAUUCCAGUUCGUUUAAUUGUCGCUUUUUUAUCCGUUUGUUCAACCAUAUUUGCAGCUGCUUCAAUUGCCAAUCUCAGUUUGAUUUUAGAUCCAAUCUAUCGAGAUCCAAAUACAACAUCCUCUAAACAACAUACUCAACUUGAGCCAAAAGAUCCUUGGGAAUAUUAUUACUAUUAUUGGAGUGAAAGUCAGCGAUUCGCAAUUGUGACUGCAUAUUAUUAUGGUUAUUUAGCAGUAAAUAUAAUCACUGGUCGAUCUUGUGAACGUUUCAAUGUGGCUUAUCUAACAAUUGCUGCCCAUUUGAUAUCAACUUGCUGCACUUUAUUAACACCAGUAUCCAUUCAUGGCGGAGUUGCUGUCAUCUUUAUAAUCCGAUUUAUCCAAGGAGUAUCUCAUGGGCCGAUAUUGACCGGAAUUUAUGUUCUCAUCACUCGCUGGUUUCCUAAAUCGGAGCUUGGUUUAGUUUUAAGUUUCAUCUUUGCUGGUUCAAGCUUUGGCCAAUUGAUUACAAUUCCUCUAUCCGCCUAUCUUUGUCAUCCAAUCAACCAUUUAUCACAAUCGCGAGAUUGGCCGAGUAUUUGGUACACUAUUGGUGGAUUAAAUUGUGUUUUCACCUUUUUCUGGUGGUUUCUGGUAACACCUGAUCCAGCAAGUCAUCGGUGGAUUUCGGAAUAUGAAUUACGACUCAUCCAAAAAGAAUCCUGUUCCAACCAACGUCGAAGGAUAGUGAAAGUUGAAUGGUAUAAAUUAUGGACCAGCAAAAAAUUAUGGUCAAUAACGAUUGCUCAAGGAGCUUGGAGUUUUGGUUACAUUUUAAUUACAACCAGUUUACCAGCUUACCUCAUGUUUAUUUGGUCUUUUACAAAUCAAACUAAUCAGUGGAUAAUUUUUUACCUUCUUAUAGCCGUUUGUGUCUCUAUGAUUGUUUCAGGUCCAUUAGCAGAUUGGAUAAUAAUUAAGAAAAUUGUCCAUGUCUCGAUGACUCGAAGAAUUUUUGAAACUUGCACUUUAUUGAUACCAGCAGUUUGUUUCAUAACAAUAACAUUUCUUGGUCAUGAUAAAACGUCUAUCUUGAUAAUUUUAACCUUUUCAAUGUUGGCUAUGGGGUUAAGGACUGGAGGCGAUAUACCAUUGAUUUCAGAAAUGUCUCCUGAUUUAUCUGGAACAGUAUUUGGAAUGACAAAUACGGCAUCAGCUGCAAGUGGAAUCACGGUACCAAUCUUAGUUCAAUCUAUAUUGAGUUCUAAGGUAAAUGAUGCUUUUCAAUGGAACAUGAUAUUCAUAAUAACUGGGUGUAUUAUGAUACUUGGAUGGUUUUACUUUAUACUGUUUGCUUCAGCAACUCCACAGCCAUGGGGAAUAGCACCAAAUCGAUCCAAUUCAAUAGCAACUGUUGUUUCAAUAGAAAUGCCUGAAGUAUCUCGAUUCCGAUUAUGGUUUGAACGAAAGAAACAGCGAAUGUCUCAAGCAGCUUUAGUUUUUAAAUACUGAUUAAUAAACAUUCUCAAUUAUUAAACCAA